CCUGGUCUUGCUGCUCAGAAGGUGUGUUAUCAUCAGCAAAGGCAGCGACUCAUUUAUUGACAGUUCCUCUUUCUACUGCAGCGUUCCACAGUUCGAUAGUCGCAUCUCCUUUCUGCUCUUCGCAGCAGCUUAUCUCGGAAGGGAGACAGCGGAACGCUUGCUGUAGGAUUUACCAUUAAGCUCCCUCCAUCCAUUCUAUCAAGUCUAGUAAUGAACAUUGCAACCAAUCUGGACUAACACGCAGACCGAUAGUGAAUGGAGUGUGAAGAUUUGAGGAGGGAUUUCUCUGAUGGUAUAUUUCACUGUCGUCGUCAGCUUAGAGCACACCGUUAUGAAGGCACUGCCAACAAUGGGAACAAAGAAGAUUUUGGAUCAAAUGGACAGAUGCAUUUCAUAAGUCUUUGCUAAAAGUGCAACACAUUGACAUCAACGCGGGUCCCCGGGAUGGCUAUACAAGUGGAUGUGAAGGACCCCAUAUCAUAUUGAGGACUACAACGUUGUUGCUCUCAAGUGGUAAACAAGAUCUUUCACCAUGGCAACCACUGGUACCCCCAACAUGACCGCCAACACCACGGCAGUGAUGGCGACCACGACGUUAGCUGUGUCUGUGCCAAACAAAGACGAUGCUUCCGAGUUCGCAACUUCUCAAGCCACUUUAAUCAUCGUCAUCAUCAUGUUAACACUAUUCACAGUGUUCGGAGUCAUUGGCAAUGCGCUGGCGUUUUAUAUUUACUCUAAGAAACGGGACAAAACGACAUCCAACGUGUUCAUUCUGGCGUUAGCUGCAACAGACUUCGUCGUCUGUUUGGUGGUGGUACCAUACACAAUUGUCGCUGAAUUGGUGGAAUACGAAUUCAUAUACGACAUUCCGUGUAAGCUGUAUAUGUUUUGCAUAACAUCCAACGUUCCAUUGUCGGCGUUCAUUAUGACGGCAAUCGCCUUUGACCGCUACUGCUGCAUCUGCCAUCCGUUCUUGCACGUGCUGACCGUGCAACGUGCAAAACUCGCCUGCGUGGCGCUGACAAUUCUAAGUUUUCUGUUGGGCGUCAUUACUGCUUUGAAUUUUGGAGUCUACCAAAUCCAACAGUUUGGAGUUCCCCCUGAAGCGGCAGGCAAUGGAACAAGCUUUAACGAAACAUUAAAUGAAACAGCCGUCUCAAGCCAGACGUAUUACGACGUGAUGAACGUCUCUCUCAACUAUGACGUUACAAACAAUACUGGAUACCAACAAUCCAAUCAGACCGGGGAGGUUGAGACGCGGAUAGUUUACAUUGGCGUGUGUGUACCUGGCGCUAUAUUGCUUAGCAUCAGUUUCACCCAGAUUUACCAGAAGCUGUAUGCUGGAUCCUUUCUACUUUGUUUGGUAGCAGUGGCUAUCCUGUAUGCGCUUAUCUAUAGGUCAAUCUUAGUAAGAAGGCGCUGGAGAUCGAAGAGGAAGAGGAUGAGCUGCUACACCAGCGUGAACGGCGUGGAGACGGCAGCAGAGGAGACUCAGUUGACGGCCAUCAAUGGAAACAACAUUGUAACUGAUGAAAAGAAGUCCAAACGUCCCUUCCAGAGCCGCCAAGCGGCCAUAAGGGAGAAAACUCUGUAUGCCAAUAUUAAGACCGCCGCUAUGUUGUUUGUGGUAACCGUUGUAUUUAUUAUUUCUUUCCUUCCGUCAUGGCUGAUGGGACUUCAGAGUAUACCGUUCAACGUCAUCGUGUACAACCUGUACUUUUUAAACAACGUCGCUAACCCAAUAAUCUAUGCCUUCAUGAACAGAGCAUUCAGAGACGACUUGAGGGCGUUGAUAAGAGGAUGUAAAUAGAUUCAUGGUCCAAACACUGUGCUCAACACACAUACGAAUCUUCAUUAUAUCUGACUCUCGCAGUGGUGUGUGGUUUUCUGUUAUGUUUGCGUUACUGACGAUGUAGCGUUUCAACUUCGCUCAGAUCUGGAUCCACGGCGCAGUUGUAUGAGUACAAUUGUAUCAGGGAAGUACAGGGGGGACAGUUGUAUUUUAUGACAUGCGAAAAGAGUUCGAUCCUGAAUAUUAUUUUUUUCAUAGAGACUAGGCAUUUGCAUAUGUACAUACAAAGCUUUUCUAUAAUAAAAUCAAUACAUUUAUUGUACAUAAGUCAUUAAGCCUGCUAUUAUCUUGUAUCACCGAUUUCAAUCGGUGUUACAAAUGAAUUGACUAAACAUGAUUGUAUAAACCAUAGAAUCAUUGCCACAACUUUUUGUCUCAAGUAGCAUCACUUUUACUUGUAGUAUAUUUCAUUACUAGGGACAUUUCUAUUGUUUCAUAUCUAUAUUUUCCAAAUAAUGUUAUUACAAAAAAUGGAAUUGUCACUAAAUCUAACAUCACAUAGCCAGUAUUUGACCCCUACCCUGGCUAUGCCUGGUGUUCUGUUUAGUGUCAUUCCGACCAUUGUAAAUACCGUGAAAUGAAAAUGCAUUCAGGGUGUGUAAUAUUAUUGAAAACGAUAUGUUAUUAGUGUCGUUUUAGACUCCUGUUUGUUUGUUUUUCAGUUGUAUAUCUAUUUAUUUAUCCGAUCAGGUGUGCAAAUCACUGCAAUAAUUUUAGUUUUAUUCUUUAUACUUGAGUUGUGAUAGUGCCACAAUAUCACAACUGUGUUUUUCGAAUUGAAUAUACACAUUAUCCCAUACUUGUUUCAUAUUUACGAAUUAUAUUUCCUUAGAAUUAUGAAAUCACAGAUGAACUGUUCUGCUCUGUUAUGUAUAUUUUGAUAUUUGAAUGUACAUUUACAAAUUGUAAAUAAUUAGAAAAAAUAUAAGUAUGGAUUAUAAGAUAAUACCGUUAUCUAGUGUUUCUGUGAUCAUUAAUGUACAUUUCUUUAAUAUCACAGCUGAUCAUACGUGACGCGCACUGUUUAUCUUGUUUCAAACACGGUGUUCGACAUUUAAAGUAUGCUGUGGAGUAUCAGCCAAUAUGCAAAGAAUUUUAAUUUGGGGCCAUAAACCAUUGAUUUUCCUUGAUAUGAAGAAUUAACCGCUACAUGAAAUCUCAACUUCACUGUACUGGAGCGUGGUGCACUCAGACUAAAUUUGGAUCCAAUUAUCAGUUUGUCUCAGCUGAAAUAACUGCAUAUCUAUUUGAUGGGCAGUAAAUGGAAUUAAGCAAUAAAAACAACAUCAAAUUUGCACUGAAUGUCAACGUGACGUCUGAUAUCGUUUAAUCAUUUGAUUUACUCUCCGUUUGCGCAACGUCUUACUCAUUGCUACUGAUGUCACAAGUUCCGACGCCCAUAAAAUCCUUCCCAACUAUGAGUCCGUUACUUGUAUUAAUGUACAUAUAUUACACUAUAAUGACACUCCCGUUGAUUUAUACAUUCUCUAAUAGCCGUUAAUGAAUAAAAACGUUCUUUAUCAAAACGGUUUAGCUUGAUAUACUUUUCUAAUAUAGACAAAGUAAUUUUCGCAGAGAGGUGUCUGCACAUAAAUUCAUUACAGAAGUCUUUAUUCAAACAUUUGCCUCAUACAGUGUGUAAAUUACUCAUGCCAUUAAGCCUCCAAUGUGCUCAAAGGGAUUAGUCUUACAGCUAUCAUCAACUUACAGACGUCCAUUAGUCAACAUUUAACACACCGAGAGAAAGUAAUGUGUGCUAUAUAUUUUAUAUGCUGCUGAAUAUACCCUAAAUGAACAUCGUAUCUUUGAUAGUGCGUGUAUGCUCCUGGAUUAUGACCAUGUGAGUCUCUAUAAUCAAUUUUGUGAUGUACGUUUGCCAAUGUUGAGACGUGCGCCAUGAUGUUAUGAUGUAUAAGUGUGCAUCAUAUGGUGUUCAGAUUCUGGCUAAUCUUCGCACUGCUGUUAAUGUCCACGAAGAAGCUGAUACGACGAGGUUUUGUCCUUGAUUUUCAGCUGAUGAGGUAAAACUAAUCAGAGACGCGUUCUUGUAAGUCAAUCCUUAAGCAAAAUAAGUUACGAUGGGUUGUAUUAUUAGACUGCUUUGUAGUUCGACAACGUGACAUGGUUCUUCCAAAAUAGAAGACAAGAACGAAAUCCGAUUAUAAUCAGAAGGUUACACUGCGUACCAAUUUCAUUCAAGAGCAUGCUCUGUUUGUCCUUUGUGUUGAUUGGUCGAUUCGGCUUUGAAAUCAUUACAGGAACUGUAUUUGAAGAAAACAACUGAAACAUGCAGCCUGGAAUAAUAAAAUGAAUUCAAAUUAUCUCGACUUUAUUUUAACGGGAUGAACUAUUUAAGUGCAUGAUUAAUAACAUACGUGAUUGAUAACAUGGUGUCUGCUGUCCCAACUGUUCGAGGGUAAGAUAACGACAAUCAUUUUUUAGCUUUGAAUAUUUUGAAAUAUACUACUCCCAUUUGUUAGGGAUAUUUUUUAUCUUUUCAUGAUACACAAAGCUGAUAAUAUGUCAAGUGCAUAUUUAAAUAGAAUGACAUAUCUGACUAUCCCUAUAAAAUAUGAGUUGUAUAGUAUACGUCUAUGGUACAUAGACAUGACAUUUUAAUACCAAACAUAGGCAAGCACAAGGCAAUAUUUUCACAUGUAUUAAUAUUUUGGAAAAUUUAAAGCUAACUCUAGACUUCGUUGAGUGAGAAGCAAAAUAAUUAGUUUGUUAUUUCAUUGUUUACAAGAAACAGUGCAUCACGUGUUAUUCAGAUUUUGUGGCCUGUGUUUUAGUCAAAGUUUGUUUGUUUGUUGUUCAACGCCGCACUCAGCAAUAUUCCAGCUACAUGACGGCAGUUUUAGUCAAAGUGUCUCUACUUCAUGACAGAUGUGGGGGCUUCAGCAAUACUUAGCCGUGUCAUGAAGACAUCUGCAGUGUCUCUCUAGGACCUAGAACCAUACGUCCGUGGCUCCAAUUAUAGGAAUCAUCCGUUGAUAAUGUAACACACUGAGUGCUUUACUCGUUGGAAACCUUUGAGGAAGUCAUUCAUUGGUAUGGUUAGCCUCUGAUUAUUGGACGCCAACGCGACCGGGUCAUUUGCAAAUGCCAAUGGUAUGAAACCGGUGAAAUGUAAGAGACUGUCGCGGGUUCUCUGAUUGCGUAGGAAAUGGGUCUAAUUGUGAGAUAGCGCGCCACACCAGCAAAGUAAUUCAAUUACAAUAGCAAGGAAUUCGUAAAUGUUUGUCUGCAAUUGUUAUCAAAUUAAGUUUUAAGAUUUAGCCAGCAUUUAUAUUAUGUUACCUAAUAUAUCAACGUAAUCGGAGCGAAAUUGUUCCCAAAAAUCUCAAGUUCUACAUGAUCUCAUUCCUAUUCAACACUGUAGCACUGGAAGAUGAAUAGCCAACUCGAUUUACCAGUAAUUAAUGAAAACUAAAAAAGUAGCUAAACACAAUCAUGUCGAAAGUCCAUAAAAUAUAUCUUCAUUGAAACGGACUUACAGGUUAGAAACAUAUACACAAUUAUUACUUAAUUAUAUAUCUAAAAUCAGUUAUUAACAAUGAACGCUGAAUUCGCAUUGAGCGUUGUAUUUAAAAACAUGUUUUUAAUCUUAGAUAUACACUCUAAUUGCUAUGGAAUGAAUAUAUUUUUGGAACAUAGUUAUGAUUGGGCUAACACACGUUUCAGUGUGGUCGCAUAUGGGGAAUAUGUACGUUCGCUGAAUCAGAACAAAUUAGUGUCAGAAUCGAUUCUAGACUUGUAAUUUCGAGUUUAAAUGUAAUUCAUUGUUACUAUGGCAACUGGGUUUGAUCUGUCAGAAACAAGUGACAAACAUGUUUAGUUAAUGUAGCAAAUUGAUGAAUGUUACGAGAUCUUGGUUAAACGGUGUAUACUUGGCCAAUGUUUCACAAAGCAAUUUUAUGAGGGAGAUGGCAGUAAAGCUAAUUUUGAAUUACAAACAAAGAAUGCGGUAAUAUUAAAGCACUUUCUUGUCAUGAAGGUCAAAUCAACGUUUCCCCGUGAGUGAGUGAAUGCUGUUUUACACCGCAUCGAUCCACGCAUUCACUGCACGAUGACGCAAAAUCACCAGCCUUUCAAAGACUGACCAUCGUUAUUUGUUAUAAUCUACUGUCACCACUGUGACUGAGAAAAACUCCGGAACCACCAAAAUGUUUAAAAAAGUAAGUACUGAAUAAAGAAAACCUCUAUGUAUUAAAAUGAUCGGUAACAAAAUUACAUUCUGCAAGCGAGCAUUGACCGUUAAACUGUUUUUUAUUAUGUUAAGCGAGCAUUACUUCGUCCCAUCACACAGUAGCUUUUGGGAAUGUUUAUUCGUGGAGGCUUGUGUGUGACAAUAUUAACUGCACGUCUGUCAAUGUUUUUGUUGCCUGUAAUGUAUUGUGUAUGCGCGUUUACCGGACACAAAUUGUGAUUUGCUACAACACUUGAAUAAAUCUUGUUGAUUUAUAAA
Molecule: messenger RNA, 6320 nt
Organism: Haliotis rufescens (red abalone)
Lineage: Eukaryota; Metazoa; Mollusca; Gastropoda; Lepetellida; Haliotidae
Product: orexin receptor type 2-like
Exons: 4
Coding region: 533-1810 (425 amino acids)
Biological process (GO): neuropeptide signaling pathway
Cellular component (GO): membrane
Molecular function (GO): G protein-coupled peptide receptor activity
Source: RefSeq, a predicted model, not a curated record